Molecule: messenger RNA, 1229 nt
Organism: Armigeres subalbatus
Lineage: Eukaryota; Metazoa; Arthropoda; Insecta; Diptera; Culicidae
Product: transmembrane reductase CYB561D2-like
Exons: 2
Coding region: 230-940 (236 amino acids)
Molecular function (GO): transmembrane monodehydroascorbate reductase activity; heme binding
Source: RefSeq, a predicted model, not a curated record
GACGCUUUGGAAACCCCAUCGCUUAGGUGACGUGAAGCGGCUCUUUGUGUACAGAAACAGAAAAGGGGGUGGACGUGAACAGGAUCGCUACCAUGGGUUAUCAGUAUAGCCAGUGCUCACGGAAGAUUCAUCAAUCGAACUUGAAUAUUCCGAAACCGUGCGAGACCCAUUCGAAAUAAGAGUAGAAUUAUUCAAUCAACGAUUGAGAAUAAAAUCCCUAAUAUUUAUUAUGAAAAAACUUUUAGUGGAUCUAGACGACAAUAACAUUGAAAGAAGCGCCAGACCAUCUAUAUUAGACACUGCGAAGCUGAUUUUCAACACUUUGAACCAUGUCUUCAUCGGGUUCGUCUUCAUCUACACCAUUUGGAUUUGCUACAAAAAUGGAUUCGAACUGGUUUUCACGUGGCAUGUUAUUCUCUGCGUAUUCGGAUUCCACGUUCUGAUGGCAGAAUCGAUCUUGGUGUUCUACUCGGGUUGUUCGUGGGCGGUGGCCUUGACAAAGCCGCAGCGUAAGACAACUCACUGGAUCAUGCAGGUGGUCGGAACCGUUUGCAUCAUCGUUGGCAUAGCACUUGAGUUCUAUUGGCGCCAAAUCAAUGCCAAGAAGCACUUCCACGGGACGCACUCGAUACUCGGUUUGGUGGCUUUAAUUCUACUGAUAGUGAAUACGGGCAGCGGGAUUUGUGCGCUGUAUGCUCGGGAGCUGCGGAAACGCUUUAAACCAAUCUAUAUUAAGUUGAGUCACCAGUUCAUUGGACUGGCAUGUUUUGUCAUCGGAAUGGCAGCCCUUGUACUGGGAUAUAAGAAGCGAAUCUUCAGAGACAAUACGUCACCGGAGUUGUUAGUAGCGCUGCAGAUUUUCACGAUUUCAGUAAUUUUUCUGAGUGUUCCGGGAGUACUACGGACGUUAGUUUCGCAAGCUAGGAAUCUAAUGCGGUGAUGUGAAUCAAGUUCAUAGCCAUCUAUCCAAAUUUACAUAGAUGAAUAAGCAGAAUAAAUCACAAAUAUUCUUGUUGGGAAGUUGGUGAACAAAGCACAUAGUUUCCGUUUUUGUUUAUACAUAUGAGUAAUUGCCAGAAAAGGUGGUACAUCAACCAUUUAUGUGUUUUUUUAUUCGGCCUAUGUCAGUGGUGACAGUGGUGACAUGUUUACAAAUAAUAAAACGCUGCUAAGAACUUGCAUAUCCGACCAACUAGAACGCCAGUAUCUCUAAAAUAAAGUGCCCCAUU